Messenger RNA from Trichechus manatus latirostris (Florida manatee), 2358 nucleotides. RefSeq names its product carboxypeptidase X, M14 family member 2 (gene CPXM2). The transcript has 16 exons. The record is from RefSeq and is a predicted model, not a curated record. Gene Ontology annotation, molecular function: zinc ion binding; metallocarboxypeptidase activity. Gene Ontology annotation, biological process: protein processing; peptide metabolic process. NCBI's taxonomy places the organism in Eukaryota, Metazoa, Chordata, Mammalia, Sirenia, Trichechidae. Bases 1 to 2358 code for a protein of 785 amino acids.
AUGGCAGGCCUGGGCUCAGUGGCGCUGGCCUGGGGAAGGCUCACCCAGAUGUUCCCGGCCUCUAUCUGCAGCAGCAGGACUGUGGUGGUCUUACCCACCAAUGGGGCUGAAGCUGUGGACCAAGUCUUUGCACUGGCCGUGAGAGGCCACUGGCCCUACGAUGACCCUCGCUGGAGGGGCUCACUGGGCCGUGGGGGCAUCACUCCUGUGGUGCCUACACAAUAUCCCAAGGACCCCGAGAGGCGAGAGAGCCCUGUGCGAGCCCAGGGCAAGGGCUUCCUCAUCAAGAGGGCCGGGACCCAGGCCUGGGUCCCCGAGGACGCCGACUACGACGUGCAGGAGACCUGGAGCCGGGAGCCCUACUACGCGCGUCCGGAGCCCGAGCCCUUCUCCCCGCCGUCCUCGCGAACCAGGGAGGAGGCUCUGGAGCCGCAGGCGCCCAGGCCGCCCAAGAAGGCGACCAAGCCCAAGAAGGGGCCCAGGAAGGAUAAGCUGGCUCCGGAGACCGCGCCACCGGCAGCUCUCCAGAACUUGAACGUGCCGCUCCGGGCGCCCCCAGCUCCAGCCGAGGUGGCGAUGGAGCGGCGCACUUGGGAACCUGCCCGUCUUCACACGGGCCUUUUCUUAAGAGUGAGGUUCCUAUCUGGCAACGUGAACGGCUGGCCUGGUUGCCCACCUCUUGGACUGGAGACCCUGAAGAUCACUGACUUCCAGCUCCAUGCGUCCACAACCAAGCGCUAUGGCCUGGGAGCUCAUCGGGGGCGACUCAACAUCCAGGCAGGCAUUAAUGAAAAUGACUUUUACGACGGGGCGUGGUGCGCGGGAAGGAACGACCUCCAUCAGUGGAUUGAAGUGGAUGCCAGGCGACUGACCAAAUUCACUGGUGUCAUCACGCAAGGAAGGAACUCGCUCUGGCUGAGUGACUGGGUAACAUCUUAUAAGGUCAUGGUGAGCAAUGACAGCCACACAUGGAUCACUGUUAAGAAUGGAUCAGGAGACAUGUUCAGCAUCAAGUGGCCCACAAUCUGUUGUUGCUUAGAGUCUUUAAUUCAUCUUGUUUUUCAGUUGAUGAAGGUCGUGAAUGAAAUGUGCCCCAACAUCACUAGAAUUUACAACAUUGGCAAAAGCCACCAGGGCCUGAAGCUGUAUGCUGUGGAGAUCUCAGACAACCCGGGGGAGCACGAAGUCGGUGAGCCCGAGUUCCACUACAUCGCUGGGGCUCACGGCAACGAGGUGCUGGGCCGCGAGCUGAUGCUUCUGCUGAUGCAGUUUCUGUGCCAGGAGUACUUGGCCCGGAACGAGCGCAUCGUCCACCUGGUAGAGGAGACCCGCAUUCACAUCCUCCCCUCCCUCAACCCCGACGGCUACGAGAAGGCCUACGAAGGGGGCUCGGAGCUGGGAGGCUGGUCCCUGGGGCGCUGGACCCACGAGGGCAUCGACAUCAACAAUAACUUCCCAGACUUAAACACGUUGCUCUGGGAAUCAGAGGACCGGCAGAAUGUCCCAAGGAGAGUUCCCAAUCACUACAUUGCCAUCCCCGAGUGGUUUCUGUCUGAAAAUGCCACAGUGGCAGUGGAGACCAGGGCGGUCAUUGCGUGGAUGGAAAAGAUCCCCUUCGUGCUGGGUGGAAACCUGCAAGGCGGGGAGCUGGUGGUGGCAUACCCCUACGACAUGGUGCGCUCGCUGUGGAAGACCCAGGAGCACACACCCACGCCCGAUGACCACGUGUUCCGCUGGCUGGCCUACUCCUACGCCUCCACGCACCGCCUCAUGACGGAUGCCCGCAGGAGGGUCUGCCACACGGAAGACUUCCAGAAGGAAGACGGGACGGUCAAUGGGGCUUCUUGGCACACUGUCGCUGGAAGUCUGAACGAUUUCAGCUACCUUCAUACAAACUGCUUUGAGCUGUCCAUCUACGUGGGCUGUGACAAGUACCCGCAUGAGAGCGAGCUGCCGGAAGAGUGGGAGAACAACCGGGAGUCCCUGAUCGUGUUCAUGGAGCAGGUUCAUCGCGGCAUCAAAGGCGUAGUGAGAGAUUCACACGGCAAAGGAAUUCCAAAUGCCAUUAUCUCCGUAGAAGGUAUUAACCACGACAUCCGAACAGCCAGUGAUGGGGAUUACUGGCGCCUCCUGAACCCGGGCGAGUACAUGGUCACUGCGAGGGCAGAAGGCUUCACCACGUCCACCAGGAACUGUAUGGUGGGCUAUGACAUGGGAGCCACUCUCUGCAACUUCACACUCAGCAAAACCAACUUGGCCAGGAUCCGGGAGAUCAUGGAGAAGUUCGGCAAGCAGCCCGUGAGCCUGCCAGCCGGACGGCUGAAGCUGCGGGGGCGCAAGAGGCGACAGCGCGGGUGA